UAUGGGCGGCCGGGUCAGGCGGGCGCGCGGCAGGGGGCGGGGCCGGGUGUGUGGCUCGGCGCGGGAGCGCGCGGGCGGCGGUGGCGGCAGCGGCGGCAGCAGUAGUUGGGGGGCGGGCAGCAGUAUCUAAGGGCUACCGUGGCAGUUUUGGAACUAGCAGGCUGGCAGUGACUGCGACUCCAGGUGCGACUCGGCGCGCGACCAGUUCUUGAGCUCGGAACGCAACUCUUCGGCGUCGCGGUCCCCGUCCGGAAAGUUUGCCCCAAAGCAGCGAGCUCCGGUCUGGCGCGGCCCGGCAUGAAGCGGCGCUGAGGAGCCGCCGCCGCCGCCGCCGCCGCCUCGACCGCCGCCCCCGCCGCCGCCUACAGCACCGCCGCCGCCGCCGCCGCCGCCGCCGCCCGAGGAGCAGCCUCCGCAACCUGGGCCACGCCGAUGACUACUGCAAACUGUGGUGCCCACGACGAGCUCGACUUCAAACUCGUCUUCGGCGAGGACGGGGUCCCGGCGCCGCCGCCCCCGGGCUCGCGGCCUGCAGAUCUUGAGCCAGAUGAUCGUACAUCCAUUUGCAUCCCUAAUGUAGAUCCACCUCCAUCUACUUUAAACUCACCACUUUGCUUACCACAUCAUGGAUUACCGCCUCACUCUUCUGUUUUGUCACAGUCGUUUCUGCUUCCAAGUCACAAAAACUAUGAAGGAACUUGUGAGAUUCCUGAAUCUAAAUAUAGCCCACUAGGUGGUCCCAAGCCCUUUGAGUGCCCAAGUAUUCAAAUUACAUCCAUCUCUCCCAACUGUCACCAAGACAUAGAUGCUCAUGAAGAUGACCUACACAUAAAUGACCCAGAAAGGGAGUAUUUGGAAAGACCUUCUAGAGAUCAUCUCUAUCUUCCUCUUGAGCCAUCCUACCGUGAGUCUUCCCUUAGUCCUAGUCCUGCCAGUAGUCUCUCUUCUAGGAGCUGGUUCUCAGAUGCAUCUUCUUGUGAAUCUCUUUCACAUAUUUAUGAUGAUGUGGAUUCAGAGUUGAAUGAAGCUGCUGCUCGAUUUACUCUUGGAUCCCCUCUGACUUCUCCUGGUGGCUCUCCAGGAGGUUGUCCUGUAGAAGAGUCCUGGCACCAACAGUAUGGACUUGGACACUGUUUGUCACCCAGGCAAUCUCCAUGCCACUCUCCUAGAUCUAGUGUCACUGAUGAGAAUUGGCUGAGCCCCAGACCAGCCUCAGGACCAUCAUCAAGACCUACUUCCCCCUGUGGCAAAAGGCGGCACUCUAGUGCUGAGGUGUGUUAUGCUGGUUCCCUUUCACCGCAUCAUUCACCUGUUCCUUCUCCUGGUCACUCCCCCAGGGGAAGUAUAACAGAAGAUACCUGGCUUAAUGCUUCUGUCCAGGGUGGAUCAGGCCAUGGCCCUACACUUUCUGGAUUUCAGUACUGUGUAGAGACUGAUAUUCCUCUGAAAACAAGGAAGACUUCUGAAGACCAAGCUACUGUGCUACCAGGAAAAUUAGAGCUCUGUUCAGAUGACCAAGGGAAUUUAUCACCGUCCCUGGAGACUUCAUUAGAUGAUGGCCUUGGAUCUCAGUAUCCUUUAAAGAAAGAUUCUUCUGGUGACCAAUUUCUUUCAGUUCCUUCACCCUUUACCUGGAGCAAACCAAAGCCUGGCCAUACCCCUAUAUUUCGCACAUCUUCAUUACCUCCAUUAGACUGGCCUUUACCAACUCAUUUUGGACAGUGUGAACUGAAAAUAGAAGUGCAGCCUAAAACUCAUCAUCGAGCCCAUUAUGAAACUGAAGGUAGCCGGGGAGCAGUAAAGGCAUCUUCUGGGGGACAUCCUGUUGUGAAGCUCCUGGGCUAUAAUGAAAAGCCAAUAAAUCUACAGAUGUUUAUUGGAACAGCAGAUGAUCGUUAUUUACGACCUCAUGCAUUUUACCAAGUUCAUCGAAUCACUGGGAAGACAGUUGCUACCGCAAGCCAAGAAAUUAUAAUUGCCAGCACAAAGGUUUUGGAAAUUCCACUUCUUCCUGAAAAUAAUAUGUCAGCCAGUAUUGACUGUGCAGGUAUUUUGAAACUUCGCAAUUCAGAUAUAGAACUUCGAAAGGGAGAAACUGAUAUUGGCAGAAAGAAUACUAGAGUACGACUUGUGUUUCGGGUUCAUAUCCCACAGCCAAAUGGAAAAGUCCUUUCUCUGCAGACUGCUUCUAUACCUGUUGAGUGCUCUCAGCGGUCUGCUCAGGAACUUCCUCAUAUUGAGAAGUACAGUAUCAGCAGUUGUUCUGUAAAUGGAGGUCAUGAAAUGAUUGUGACUGGAUCUAAUUUCCUUCCAGAAUCCAAAAUCAUUUUUCUUGAAAAAGGACAAGAUGGGCGACCUCAAUGGGAGGUAGAAGGGAAAAUAAUCAGGGAAAAAUGUCAAGGGGCUCAUAUUGUCCUUGAAGUUCCUCCAUACCAUAACCCAGCAGUUACAGCUGCAGUACAGGUGCACUUUUAUCUUUGCAAUGGCAAGAGGAAGAAAAGCCAGUCUCAACGUUUUACUUACACACCAGUUUUGAUGAAGCAAGAACAUAGGGAAGAGAUUGACUUAUCUUCAGUUCCAUCAUUGCCUGUGCCUCAUCCUGCCCAAAACCAGAGGCCUUCCUCAGAUACAGGUCACCCACAUGACAGUGUUCUGUCAGGACAGAGAAGCUUAGUUUGUCCCAUCCAUCAGACAUACACAUCCAUGGUAACUUCAUCCCAUUUGCCACAGUUGCAGUGUAGGAAGGAGAGUGCUGGUAAAGAACAGCACGUAAUACCUUCUUCAGUUACACACCAGCCUUUCCAAGUCACACCAACACCUCCUGUGGGGUCUUCCUAUCAGCCUAUGCAAACUAAUGUAUACAAUGGACCAUCUUGUCUUCCUGUUAAUGCUGCCUCUAGUCAAGAAUUUGAUCAGGUUUUGUUUCAGCAGGAUGCAGCUCUUCCUAGUUUAAUAAAUCUUGGCUGUCAACUACAAUCAUCCAUACCAUUUCAUUCUUCAAAUUCAGGCUCAACAGGACAUCUCUUAGCUCAUUCACCUCAUUCUAUGCAGACUCUGCCUCAUCUACCACCUGUGAGAUAUCACUGUUCAAACACAGGACAAAGAUCUGUUUCUUCUCCAGUGGCUGACCAGGUUACAGGUCAGCCUUCCCCUCAAUUACAGCCCAUUACAUACAGUCCUUCACAUUCAGGAUCUGCUACAGCAGCCUCCCCAGCAUCCUCUUAUCCCUUGGCCAGUUCACCACUUUCUGGACCACCGUCUCCUCAGCUACAGCCUAUGCCUUACCAGUCACCAAACUCAGGAACUUCCUCAUCACCAUCUCUAGCCUCCAGAAUCCAUUCUGGUCACCACUCAAGUCAAGCACGAAGUUCAGGCCAGGGAGGUCUUUCUGCACCUUCAUCCUUAAUAUGUCACAGUCUGUGUGAUCCAACAUUUCCACCUGAUGAGGCGACUGUGAACAUUAAGCCUGAACCUGAAGAACAGGAACCUAACUUCUCAACAAUUGGGCUACAGGACAUCACUUUAGAUGACGUGAAUGAGAUAAUUGGGAGAGACAUGUCACACGUUUCUGUUUCCCAAGGAACAGGAGUGAGCAGUCAGGCUCCUGUCCUGGGUUCUGAAUCCCUGGAUUUGGAAAGAUCCGACAGGCACUGACUGUGCUCACUGCGAACUUGUUUCCACCAUCAUGAACUUCUCAGCAUCUUUCUCUCCUUGGACCUUGGGCUUCCAACUCAAUGACCUUCAGGACUGGUGCCAGGAGUUGGGAUCACUAUUUGUGGGGAAAACAGCAUUCCUCCACCUCAGGCCUUGGGUAGAUUUUGUAAAAGAAAAAAAAAAAAAAAAAAAGAGCAGCUUAAGCUGUUUGAGCUUUGCUUUUUAUAUUUAAAUAGGAUACUUUUAUAUGAUGGGUGCUUUGAGUGUGGAUGCAGCAUUCUCAUUUCAGAGGUGCUGCUUUUACAGAUGACCUGGUUGCUUAGCUAGGAUUGGUGAUUUGUACUGCUUUAUGGUCAUUUGAAGGACCCUGUAGCUUUGAUGAUAUUUUUAAAGUAGGAACUUUUGAUAAAACUUUCAGAGGCAGACAAAAAAAAAAAAAUCUCCAAACCCAUACUAUGCCUAAGAAACUCAGCAUGUGUCCUAAAAAGCCUUUCAUAGAUUCAUAGGAAAUAAAAGCCAAAUGUAGUUCAUACCUCUCUAUAAAAGUAAACUGUUAGAUAAAAUAAGAGACCAUUCCAAUCAUUUAAGUGUUGGAAUAUAAAACAUUCCAGAGUGUAGCCUUUUUAUAACUUUCUAGGUAAUUGUCCUGUAAUCUUGCCAUUAUUAACUCCAUGUUGAAACUGCUUUUUUCCCUCAGGGUCUUUGGUAAGAUGGUAAGCUGGCUGAGAAAGCUGGGUUUUUACAUGUGUAGUUUCAUUUCCCAUCAUCCUAUGAACAAGUAAGUUACAGAGUGCCCUUCCCUCCUGUGUCCUCUGGCCCCAGACCUUUCCCAAGUGAGACAUAUGCAUUUGGCUACUUGGUAACCUUUGAAACCUGCCUAAUGAUUUAGACAACUUUGCUGGUUUGAACUCAUCUCUAGAGGACAGACUGUGUCAGAAGCUAAGCACAAAUGAGAUCUGAUUCAGAACAGAAGUAGAAAAUGUAGGGCUUCAGAUGGUACAAAUAUAAUAUUCCCACUAGCGUGGAAGGCUUAUCCUUCAAUUCUGUUUACAACCUAAAAUGAUUCUGGGCCUACCCUGUCUCAUCUGCCUGGCCCUUAAAAUCAGCCUGUCUCUGAGACAUUGAGACAGAUACAGAAAUGAGGUAGUCAUAGACCUGACUCUCCACACCAAAGAUGUCCUGGUGCUGCUGUUGAUGAGGCUGGUGCCCAAGCAGAGACCAGCAAAAAAACUCCAACCUGCUAUCUACCAAAGGAGGUGCCCCACGUUGGGUGCUGUUUUCAAACCCUGUCCUCCGAGCUCCUCUUAAUGAGAUUAGCUAACUGAUCUGAAGCCCUGACCAAUUCUGAAGCCCCUGGAGUUUGCAGUAUGUUUUCUAGUUGAAAUGUGUAUUGAUUUACUCAAGAUGCAAACAGUUUUAAGUGUCUGCAUGUGAUAAGAGUAUGCUAGGCUGCUCAAAGCUUUGAUGUGGUUAUUCCUGGGGAUUGUGAGCCCUACCUGCCAUUCUUAGGCCACAUGAGGCCUAGAUAGAGGGAACCAGCUCAGAAUCUGUAAUUAGCCAGGUAGGAGCUACUGACCCAGGAUGAGGAAUUAUUUUCUAAUACAAUGACAUUUUUGAAUUCUCCCCCUUAAACUACUUAAGAGAAAAAUGUCUAUAUUUCAGCAAAUUGCACUGGCCCCAUUUAGAGCUGGGUGGUUUUGUAUUUUCUUUGAAAAUGAGUUUUGUGUCACAGUGUGAAUAGUGAAAUUUGCUUCAGGGCCUGUAGCUGGAAGCUCACAGCUUCCUUUCUGGGGCAAGGGGAGGGAACUAGGCAGAUUCGCCUCUGCUGUCCCCUCUUGCCUCUAGUGUAGCUGCCUCAUAUGGGGUUCUUGCAAUAGUACCCCUUGUAAGACUCUUUGAGGGUUGCUGCCCUCAAGAAUAAAAACCUCUAUGAUCCAGAGUUGCUAUGCACCAAAUUUUGAUGCCUUUAAAAUACCUUGAUGCCUGUAGCACUAGAAAUGCUUUCCUAUUUAAAAUAAAAGUUAAAUUUUAAAAUAGAGCUUUGUAUACUAUGUAAGCAGUUUUGUAUCAGCUUUGUAAAAGCUUUAGUGCAAGUCAAAAAAUUUUGGCUUUAUAGAGACUUCAAUUUUUGUGCAGAAUAGUGUUGUUAAAGCACACAUCCACUGGACUAUGCAAACUGAUUGCUAGUAGCAGCACUGAGUAACUGGGUAUGUGCUAGCACCCACUUCUCCCCCCAGCCCCCACCCCAUCUAUGUUAGAUCUUGGAUAGAGGAAAGGGAUAAAAGUGGCCUUCUACUUAUUGGAGACACACAGAAGAACAAUUGAAAACAACUUUAAGAGGAACAGAAGAUGCCUUGAGUUGGAGUGUGGUGUUGCUGUACUGGGGUGCAACCCACCCUCACCCCAACUAUCACCAGAGCUCAGCUGGGUGUAGCUGUGAAGCCGUUUUUAAUCUCCAGAGCAGAUCUUUAAGGCUUGGAGGGGCUGAAGUUGAAACCUUGUAUUUUAUAAAGCAGAUGAUGUUUAGUUAAGAAACUGGUUCUCAGUUCUCAGUUAAGUUCAUAGCACUUGGGAUUGUGUUUUCUUGUACGUUUUGUAUUUUAAAACCUUUUAUGGGAGUACAACGCUCCUUACACAGAUACAAAGGGAAGAGCCAAACAAUUCAGGCUCCUCAGUUACAGUGCUGAAAUAAUAAAUGGUUAACAGGUCAACAGUU
This is a messenger RNA of Erinaceus europaeus (western European hedgehog), 6370 nucleotides long. RefSeq names its product nuclear factor of activated T cells 3 (gene NFATC3). Gene Ontology annotation, molecular function: DNA-binding transcription factor activity, RNA polymerase II-specific; RNA polymerase II cis-regulatory region sequence-specific DNA binding; transcription factor binding. Bases 433 to 3654 code for a protein of 1073 amino acids. Lineage: Eukaryota; Metazoa; Chordata; Mammalia; Eulipotyphla; Erinaceidae. Gene Ontology annotation, biological process: cytokine production; calcineurin-NFAT signaling cascade; regulation of transcription by RNA polymerase II. Gene Ontology annotation, cellular component: transcription regulator complex. The record is from RefSeq and is a predicted model, not a curated record. The transcript is spliced from 10 exons.